CCAACGUCAACCCGAGCUAGGCUUCCUCGUCAUGGUCUAAUGCAGCUUGUGAAAAAAGCAUAUUUUUCUUUCUCUUUUUCCUUUCUAAUCUUCCCUUCCCUCCGCUCCCGUGACUUGUCGAUCAGGUCUGUUGGAAUUCCCGUUCGGAACCUGUCCAAGGGUCCAGACCGUCUGCGCAUCCGCAGCCACACCUCAUCUCAUACGGGAGGGUGUUGCCGAGACCGAGGUCAUGGGAUGAAGCGGUCCCUUCUCAUUUCGCGCGUCGGAACAGAGAAUGCGCAGUAUUCUCAUGUUUCUCUGAAUCUUCCGGCGAACUCGUUCAUUGUUACGCAAAGCGUCUCCCUUCCUAUGGAAAGAAUCUAGCAUCGGACCACCACGGGUCAUCCAACCGUCAAACUCAUGUGCUCUGGCUGGCCUGACUCAGAAGCUAAUUUCAUCGCGACUCUCUUCCCGCGUUCGGGAAUGUCGAGACUCGUGUCUCACCGUGAUUCUCUUUCGACCCGUCAACACUUGGCAUCCAACAGCGCCCUGCACCCUGGAAUUCGGAGAGCCGCCCCUUGGAUGCACACUCCAUUCUGGCAUUGGUGACAAGUUUUCCUCGUCAUUUCCAAACAAUGCCUGGAGGGUCUUCUCCCGUGUUGAGUCGAUCAGAAUGAGAACUUUAGCCGACGGCCAGGAUGGUAAUCGGGGCUGUCUUUUUACUUCUUAUAACCACAUGGUGAAGCGCUACUCCACAAGUACCACACGAAGGGACUCGUCGCCUUGAGCCUCACCCUAAUGUCAUGCAUUCUAGCAUUUGUGCUUGCGCCAGACCUUGCCUUGCGCAUCGCAUACUCACGAGGCUCUCACGCAAUGCUGACCGGAAGCCUCCUUGUGACAGCUUGUAGCGCGUCCCGAGAAAGCCGAUGUGUUCAGUAGAGGGCAGUUUUGUAGGC
Molecule: messenger RNA, 935 nt
Organism: Colletotrichum navitas
Lineage: Eukaryota; Fungi; Ascomycota; Sordariomycetes; Glomerellales; Glomerellaceae
Exons: 1
Coding region: 40-363 (107 amino acids)
Source: RefSeq, a predicted model, not a curated record